AUGCUAUCCAAACCUUAACAGUAGCCAAUAAUAUCAAAAGCAACUGAAGAAAAUGAGUCCUCCUCUCCAUCCAUUUCAAAAUUGGAGGAAACACAUCCAGUUAAGCCAUUAACAUUGAAAUAAUCCAAAAAAAAUGAAAAAUUGACUCAAGAAAAGAAGCCUAAGAGAUAAGAGGACAAGAAUAUUGAGAAUAAGGAAACUUCUUAAAAGAAAAAAAUAUUUUUAUCGAUGCUUGAUAUUAAAGAAGCCCAAUAUAAGAAAUUCAAAGUUAUUGAGAUGGAUCAAGAAAAAAAGGCCAUUAUUUCUACUCAAAUCGAACAAUGA
Molecule: messenger RNA, 324 nt
Organism: Paramecium tetraurelia
Lineage: Eukaryota; Ciliophora; Oligohymenophorea; Peniculida; Parameciidae
Exons: 2
Source: RefSeq, a predicted model, not a curated record